UCUUAUCAGCUGACUCAACGACCGUUGUAAGACCUAGCCUUGUAGGCGCAACAGUGUACAACGAAAGACUGUUUGUGAAGGGAGUAACAAAUCGUGUACAACGUGGAAUAUAACUUCUCAAGUGUUUUUGAGAUCCCCACGAAAUGCUUUAAGUCGCCAAGCUGAGCUGUUUCGCUGUUUCUGCAUCGACUCGUUCACGUGUAUAAAAGACGAUCAUCAAGACGACUAAUUAGCCAUAAGACAGCUUGCUGAACAAAAUGGAUGACCUUACUGAAGAGCUGAUAAGGGCCGCCCGCGAAGGAGACGCGCAGGGUGUCGAGGCCGCCCUCAAGGAAGGGGCGAACAUCAACUUCCUCGGCAAAGGCGGCUGGUCGGCUCUCCACCACGCCGCUUUCGAGGGUAACGUCGACAUGACACGCCUACUCAUCUCCUUUAGUGCAGACGUGGGCGUGAGCAGCGGAAAGAAGUCGGAGGGAGGCGUAACCCCACUUCACUUGGCGGCCGAAGCUGGGUAUGACUUGGUGAUGGAAGCUCUUUUAGAAGCCGGAGCAGAUAUAACAGCGAGUGACAGCAACGGAUUCCAGCCUGUUCACUGGGCGACAACGCAAGUGACCGCCUUGGCUGUGCUGCUGAACCAUGACUGCAACCUCUCUGCCCAAGCGAGCGACCUCUCGACUCCCUUGCAUCAUGCAGCCACCGAAGGCAAGCUGGACGUGGUCAAGUGGCUUGUGCAGAACGGAGCCGACAGCACCAUCAAGGACAAGGACGGGCGGCUGCCGGUGGACAGGGCAAAGAAGAAGAAGCACCGGGAGGUGGUCGACUACCUUAAACGGGCGAAGCCUCGAGGAAAAUCGUCGUCGGUAUUCGGAACAAUGAGGAAAUCUUUCAGAAAACAGAAACACACAAAAGAAGACAGACGUUCUUCGGAACCCAAUCUCUCUAGGAAAUCCGCAUCGCAGCCAAAUCUUUUAUCAUCAUCGAGCAAAGGCAAGAGCGCUGAGGAGACACAUGAGAAACUUGCAUCAGACUCUCCAGAUUUUGUUCAAACCUAUCACCAGGAGGAGAGUAUUGAGCACGUGGAAGUACAGAGUCGAUUGGAAGACGAGCUCUAUCAGAAAGAUGUUCUCAUCAGACAACUUCAGUCGGAGAAGGAGGCGGUUGAACAAGAUCUGUACCGGAAGAACAUGACACUUGCCCAAACACAGCAGAUGGAGGACAAAGUGAGAGACGCUCUUAUUGGCGUCCUCGGUCGACUUCGCAACGAGGAAGGAGACGGGCAGGAAGAACAGCCGAUGGUGCUGAACCUCGAGACGCAAGUGAAGGAGUUGGAGCAGCACUUGGAGAGGCAGAGGCAGGAGUUGGCGAGCUACCAGGACGGAGCCAGGCAGUACGUGGAGGAGCUCGAGGCGAUGAAGAACCUACACCAAGAAGAGAUGGUCAGCCUCAGCCGGCAGGUAGAGGAGCUGCAGUCCCAGCUGGAGUGGGAGCGGAAGGAGAGGUCGAGAGAGCAGGUCGAGUCCCAGCAACGCCUUGAGCCGAUGCAGUUCGAGGUGGAGAAUUUCCGGAGGACGAUGGUGGACCUCGAGGACCAGGUGAGGGAGCUUCAGCAGCAUCUGGAAGGGCAGCAGAGGGAACAUUCGAAGCUUCAGACUUCAGCAAACCAACGGAUUCAGUCGCUUCAGGCAGAAAACGAUGAAUACAAGAAGACGGUGACGUCCCUGGAGGGGCAGGUGCGGGAGCUCCAAGGCCACCUGGAAGGACAGCAGCGUGAGCACUCGAGGGACCAGACUUCAGCCCACCACCAGCUGCAGAGCCUCGAGAAGCAGAACGAACAGUACAAGCAGACCGUAGUGGGGCUAGAACGAAGGGUCGAGGAACUGCAGCAAGACUUGGGCUUUCAGGAACGAGACCUUUCCAAGGAAUUGACUUUGGCCAAACAAAGAGUGCAGUCGCUGGAGAUUCAGAACACUAAUUACAGAACGAUGGUGGGCAGACUUGAGGAACGAGUGAAGCACCUUGAGGAACACCAAGAAAGACUACAUGCAGCAGCCAAAGACAAGGAGGUCAGUGGCGUCGUGCCGACUUUCAAUAAAACCUACACGCCUAUAUACCGCCGUGGUCCCGCUCCUUGGAACCCGUCGACUGCAGGAAAGUGAAAGAGUUAAUUGGCAAAGAGAAAAGGGCUAUCUGACACAGAUGAUUUGUUUCCAGUGUCGCUGUGGCAGUUGUAGAAGGGACAGGAGGUGCUGGAUAUUGUUCUUUUCUUAUUGUUCAUUUUGGAUAUGAUAGAGAAAGUGAGAGAGGACGAGAGUUGAUGUUUUUUAAGCAUUUUUACUCGGAUAUUAUAUAAAUGAAAGUGAAAGAGAAAUGGAGGUAUUGGAAAAAGAGAACGCUGACAUAGUUAUUGCUUUCAUAUGACUCUAUAAGUGGGAUUGAGACAGAAAGAGAAAUUUAAGUAUUAGAGAGGAAUGUUUGAUACUUAUGUAAAGAGAAGUAGAGCGAGGGAGAACAUUUAGAAAUUAUUUAUAUUUAUAUGCUAUCACAUCACUGUUGUCCCUUAUGUGUUCAACGAUUUUAAUGUUUUAUUGAUGAUGACAAGGGAAAAAAAGACUUUUCAUCAUUAUUCUAUUGUUAUACUUAUUAUUUUUAUCAUCACCGUAAUAAUUAUUGCUUUCUUUUUCAUCACUACUAAUAUCACUAUGAUCGUUACUACUAUGAAUAUAAUUUUUAUCAUGACAAGUAUUAAAUCAUUGUCAUUAUUAUAGUUAUUAUUGUUAUUACCAAGAUUAUGAUUUUUGCUUAUGUAAUCAUUUGUAUAGAUAUAAUAGUGAUAAGCAUUAUUACUGUUGUUAUUAUCAUUAUUAUUAUUAUUGAUGCCCUUGCCAUCUCCAUUAUAAUCAGUAAAAGCUUAUCACACCUCUGCUGCCUAUGGGUGGAUAUGAUACUUUAAUGAGUGGUACUUUUUAACAGGAAAACUAAAGCAGAAACUUCCCUCUGAUUUUGUAUUUGCAUUUUAUUCAAUUGCCUGCUGUAAAACAGUAGUAAAUGAUUAUCGGCUAUAUCUGGAAAAUGUAUAAAGAGGACGCAUGAGCAAUGUUUUCUUUCUUGGGGAGGGGGGAGGGGGCGCUCACUGAGAGAUCUAUACCGUAAGAUGCAGCAGCAUUGUGAUGUCUAUGUGUGGGUUAAAAAUCUUUCAUACUGUCUUUACUAAUUCAUCGUUAGGUGGCUUCAACUUCACACUGCUUUUAGAAAGAAAUAACUACAAUGGCAAUGGUUUUAUAACAUUAUUCUUCUUUAACAUUACCCUCAUUACUUGUAGCCUAUCUUUUCCAUGCACAACCAAACCUAUGUGCUAUGUAUGUGUGUGCAUGUGUAGUUUUUUAUGGGGGGAUAAUACAUCACCAAAAACAUUUGCUGUUCUCUGAAUUUUAAUAAAAUGUGUAAAGAAAA
Molecule: messenger RNA, 3450 nt
Organism: Penaeus indicus
Lineage: Eukaryota; Metazoa; Arthropoda; Malacostraca; Decapoda; Penaeidae
Product: golgin subfamily A member 6-like protein 7
Exons: 16
Coding region: 258-2156 (632 amino acids)
Molecular function (GO): protein binding
Source: RefSeq, a predicted model, not a curated record